CUUAUCUCGCGGUGCUAUGGAAACCAGCCGAAGUCGAGCGAUAAGCCUCGGAGUCGGUGGGCAGCAGUUUGACGUCGUCAGAAACGGGCUGUGGCUCUUCUCGACGUAGUACAACCAUGCAGAAAUGUUUGAGUCCGGGCUGCAAUGGCCAGACUGGCAACAAAAAGCUGGCGACAUGUAAUACUUGUCGGAAGGUGAACUGCCACAGCUGUCACGCCAUACACGAAGGCAUAGCUUGCAGAGUGUACCAGCAGUCAAUUAGUGGUGGCGAAAGGCUCGAUAAAAGGGGUAAGAUAACCGAAGACCUCGUCAAGACAGAGGCACGAAAACAAGGUGAAGAUGUCGCUAGAAAUCAAGCAAGCCCCUCGAAGUUGGACGUGAGAAACCAAGAACUCCCCAAGCAAAGCACCCCGACCAAAUGUUCCGCUAAUCCCUCCGGUCAGGAACUACCGAAGGAGAGCGCGGACUCUCGGGCAUCACCUAAGCGAAAUGCUUCAUCCAUUCGAACGAACUCAAGUGCUGGAACCCGAGUUGAAGUCCUGGAUGCAAACUCGGAGCGUCUGGUGGAAUGUUUCGACUCAAAAUGUGGCGGCCAAGGAUUUAUAGACCAGGCAGAGGUCCUGUUCAAAUGUCCAGUCUGCAAUCGCUUCAACUGCGUGGAGUGCAAGGCCAUCCACGAGUCGCUCACCUGCAACGAAUACAAACAGAAGAAAAGAGAGCCCAGUGGUCCUAUAAUAGAAGCAGCUGCCGCGGCUGUGGGAGUGCAAGACGAUCUCGAGGAACAAGAGUUGGAAGAGCCAGAUGAUGGGGCAGAAGGACGGAUCGUCAACUGCAAAGCAGAGGGCUGCAAUAGUUAUGGCUUUGUGGACAAAUCAGCGACUGUUUCUCAGUGCUUCACUUGCGACCGCUGGACGUGCAUAAGAUGCAACGAAUGUCACGAGUCUAAUCCCUGCCCGCAAUACAAGCCUGUUGAUGACGACGAGUACAAAGAAGCGGUGGAGGAGCAAUCGAGGGGCGAUGUUGCGGGUCCUUCCGAAGAAGCUGAACAGAACGUCGGACAUGAUGGCAGAUCGGAAAAGCAGGCGGGAAAGAUUCAACGCCUGAAGGAUACAUUCAAUGCAUUCUUUUCUUCAGGUGGAGCUGGGCGAGAUCCACAGAGAAAGCCUAACACGGUGGAUGCCGACAGUGACAUUGUCAGUCCUGGUCUCGAGAGCAUGCGAACUAGAGCUCAACAAAGGACAUCUUAUGCUUCCGCUGCACGAAAGGCCAUGAGCCCGCAGAAGGCUGAGGACCACAAAAUUUCUGACUGCUGUCGCAAAGAAUUGCCAUUUGAGAUUCUUCCGGAAUGUGAGCAUAAGGUGUGCAGGGUCUGCAUCACCAAGGCAGUUAAGGAGACUGUAACUAUCCAAGUCACGUGCCCUGUACCGCAGGCUACCGUGAGACGAUGCCGCAAUUUUCUGUCGACAAAAGUAAUCAAGGAUAAUGUUCCCGAUCAAGUAUUCAAGCACUGGAAGGAAAUGAAAAAAUGGAAUCGUAUCUCAUGCCAAGUAUGCCAAACGGAACUGCUCCGUAACCCAAAAAAGAAGACUGUGGAUUGUCCGAGAUGCGGAAGGACCAACUGCUUGUCGUGCUGUGCCGUACAUGUUGGAAUGGACUGUCGGGAUUACAUACAAAAGCUGGUAAACGAUCUGGACAGAGCGGCGCAUGAGGAUCCAGAGGAAAAAAGGAAGAGAUUUCAAGAGCAAUUGGAUCUGUACAGCCAAGAUGCCAUACAAGCCACUGAAGAGUUUGACUGUGCCAUAUGUUUUAUUUCGGUGGAGCCGGAAAUGGGACUCAUUUUGAAGAACUGCCACCACCAAAUCUGCAAAGACUGUCUGGUAAACAUUGCCAAGAAUUCCUCUUCAGCUGUGGUCAGAUGCCCACAUGAUCCUUGUGAAAUGGAAAUUUCCGACACUGAGCUCCGAGCAUGCCUUUCUCCGGAACUCUAUGACGAACUGCAGGAGAGAGGGCUCAGAGAAGCCGAACGAACAAGUACAAGGUCUUUCCACUGCAAGACAGUUGACUGCAGGGGGUGGUGUAUUUAUGAUGAAGAUUCAAAUGCAUUUGAGUGCCCCGUGUGCAAGAAGAUAAACUGCCUACGAUGUGAAGCCAUUCACGAGAAAAUGAACUGUGCAGAGUACCAGGAGGAUCUCAAGCGCAGGGCACAAAAUGAUGAUGCAGCUAAGGCUUCUAUAAAUAUGCUUGAGGCGGAGCUGAAAAGGGGGGAUGCCAUGAGAUGCUCCAAAUGCAACGUAAUUUUGAUCAAGCGUGGAGGAUGCGAUGCCAUAAGAUGUGCUUCUUGCAACACCGAACUCUGCUGGGCGACCAAGGGACCUCGAUGGGGUCCUAACGGUACGGGCGACACCAGUGGCGGAUGCAGAUGCAGGGUCAAUGGUGUUCUGUGUCAUCCCAAUUGUGGCAAUUGCCAUUAAUGACGCCAUUGCCUCGAAGACUUCCAAGCUUGCAAGAUGACUACUGUCUACUGAAUAUGUGUUGACCAGCUCCUACACCCAAAUCAUCCUCGUAAUCGAAAGUCAUCAUUUCUUCCCUGCGUGUAUGCUUCUACUUGAGAAAGUGUUGUCGCGAUAAUAAAGAUGCACCUUUACGUUGAACACGCUGCACGAAUAGAGAAGUAUGGCAAAUUUAACAAGGUUUAUUUUAUUACCUCAAAUUACCCAGAGAUGUUCACUAAUAAAAUGUAUUUAAUGUCGCUUGAAA
This is a messenger RNA of Ixodes scapularis (black-legged tick), 2757 nucleotides long. RefSeq lists its product as uncharacterized. The coding region runs from base 117 to 2471 and encodes 784 amino acids. NCBI's taxonomy places the organism in Eukaryota, Metazoa, Arthropoda, Arachnida, Ixodida, Ixodidae. Gene Ontology annotation, molecular function: ubiquitin-protein transferase activity; ubiquitin binding. Gene Ontology annotation, biological process: protein linear polyubiquitination; proteasome-mediated ubiquitin-dependent protein catabolic process. Gene Ontology annotation, cellular component: LUBAC complex. The record is from RefSeq and is a predicted model, not a curated record. The transcript is spliced from 17 exons.